UUUGAUUCCUCCAUAAACUUGUCUUUAGGGUUUUAUGCCUCCUGAGUCAAAUUUGAAGGCACCGACUCUUGCAAUUGUCUUGUACUAACUAAGAACCAGCUGCUAGCUUUUCUUACUUUUCCUUAAUUCACAGCCUCACAAAUCUCCACCCUCAAAUAUCUUCCUCUCAAAAAAUAUUUUUGUUGAGGUUAUAAUUAGCAGAGAAUUCCAAGGUGGGUGGGUCAGUCUAUAAUUUCAUGGAACUGAUCCAAGAAGAAGCAGUGAAAGGUUAUUCUGAUAGCAGAGAAGAAGAGGAAGAAGAAGAAGAAGAAGAGGAAGAAGAAGAAGCAGGUGAAGAAGGAAUCAUCACAACAACAAGAGAAGAAGAAGAAGAAGAAGAAGAAAGCAGCAGUAAGCACCACUGCCCCUUUUCUUCACCCUCUAAUUUCUCUUUAUCUUCUUCUUCUCCCUCAAUCACAGAUUACAACAACACUCAUCAUCUUCAUCAUCACAAUCAUCAUGUAAUGAACAUUCCUAGCCAAAAUUCAUGGCUUGGAAUGACUCAUGAUGAUCCUCAUCACUCUCCAGAGGCCAACACAGCCACUGAAUCUCACAAUUCAUCAUCUGGGUUAGGGUUCUUGUUACACCAAGAUGGAGCAUCAGCAUCAGCACCAACAACAUCCAAUUUCACCACCAAUCACACAACAAAACAGCUAGAUUUCAUGGAAUUAUCACUUGGAAACAACCAAAAUCUCUCUGAUGAACCCAAUUUUCAACAACAACAACAACAAGGAUCACUAUCUGCUUCAGCUCCUCCUCCUCUUUAUGGCCAUGCAAGUGGUGGUGCUAGUUCUUCAGCAAACCAGCAACAACAACCCAUUGAGAAAGAGCACAUGUUUGACAAAGUCGUGACGCCGAGCGAUGUGGGGAAGCUGAACCGAUUAGUGAUACCAAAACAGCACGCUGAGAAGUACUUCCCUCUCGAUUCCGCCUCGAAUGAGAAGGGGCUACUUCUCAAUUUCGAGGACCGGAAUGGGAAGCUCUGGCGGUUCCGGUACUCGUACUGGAACAGCAGCCAGAGCUAUGUGAUGACAAAAGGAUGGAGCCGGUUUGUGAAGGAGAAGAAGCUUGAUGCCGGCGACAUUGUCUCGUUCCAGCGCGGUGUCGGGGACUUAUGCCGGCACAGGUUGUACAUAGAUUGGAGGAGAAGGCCUGAUCAUCAUCUCCCUGAUCCUUCAUCAGCAGCACUCUUCACACCUUUCUUUCUUCCUCCCAAUCAUCAUCACCAACCACACUUGUCACAGUACUCAAUCAGGUGGGGUGGUGCUAAUAGCAGAUUCUAUUCCCCACCACAGCCGCCGCGCCACCACCUCCACCAUGACCCUCUGCAGCAGCAGCAGCUCAAUUACAACCACCACAUGUAUCAACAUCAUCAUCAUCCAUUUCACCCCUACCAUGAGCUGAACUCAGGAUCUGGGUCAAUCUAUUACCUGAGAUCAGCACCAUCAAUGUCAAUAGCUGAUCAUCAAACCUUAGCAAGACAACAACAACAACAUCAAGAAGGAGGAGGAAUCAGCAGCAAUAUUGCCCCCAUGAUAAUUGAUUCUGUUCCAGUUGGGCAUCAUCACCACCACCACCACCACCAACACGGCGGUAGCGCUGGCAUUAGUAGUAGUACUAGUAGUAGUAACACUGCAGCAAAAAGGUUAAGGCUAUUUGGGGUGAACAUGGAAUGUGCUUCUUCUUCAUCUUCAUCUUUACCUUCUCCUUCUCUACCACAGAAUUUGAGGGUGCCUCAUGAAGACAGUACAAUUUCACAAUCAUCAGCAAGGUUUGGGAUUGGGGAUCUCCAGAGAGGGGAGGCUUCAGUGCUUUUUGAUUUGGACCCAUCUUUGCAGUAUCGGCAGUGAUGAAAACAAAGUUGAAGAAACAAAAUAAUGAUGGAGAAGAAGAAGAAGAAGAAGAUGAUGCCAGUUCUGAAGUUUACUGGGAUAGCUAGCUACACACUCUCUUUUGCAGCAUUAUUAUUAUUACUACUAUUUUUUAUUAUUUUUUUGUUUUGUUUUUUUCUCCCCUUUCUUCAUGCUACAAAGGAAAGUGCUUUCAAACUUUCUUCUUCUGAUGAUAAGAAGUGAUAAUUAGAGUUUGAACUUUUAUCUCAAUGAAUUAAUUGGGUCCUGAAGAUAUAUUGGAACAUCCUUCCAGAAAUGGGAAAUGAAAAUCUUGGAAUUCAAUUACAUUUAGACCUUUUCUUCAAUUGUGUAUAAUAGAAUUACAACACAUUUAUAUAUAUAUUAAUUUAUCAGAGUAUAAAUGUUUGUUUGUUCC
Lotus japonicus is the source of this 2307-nucleotide messenger RNA. Its product is annotated as B3 domain-containing protein Os03g0120900-like. Bases 237 to 1889 code for a protein of 550 amino acids. NCBI's taxonomy places the organism in Eukaryota, Viridiplantae, Streptophyta, Magnoliopsida, Fabales, Fabaceae. The transcript is spliced from 2 exons. Gene Ontology annotation, molecular function: DNA binding; DNA-binding transcription factor activity. The record is from RefSeq and is a predicted model, not a curated record.